AUGGCUGAGAAUCAAAAUCCUAAUGUUAAGGUCCCUUUUCCACCAUUAAUCACCAUCGAGGAAUUAGUUAGGAAGCAUAUAGAAAAAGGCACUGUUAAUGUUAAUAGAGCAUCAAAUGCCUUUUUCAUUUAUCGAAUUGCGUACAAUCGCGAAGCUAAAAAGCUUGGUUUUAAGCGUAAAGACAUUUCUAAGCUUGCCAGUGACGCUUGGAGGGAUGAACCAAAAUAUGUUAAGGAAUAUUACAAGAGAAUGGAGAUCGAUAUUAAAUCAAGACUUAGAAUAGAGUUUCCGAUUUCUUUUGUUAAUGUCAAAAGAAAAAACCCCGCUAAAAAAAAACGUGGAAUUAUCAAUAUUACUACAGUAGGGUUUGAUCAGACUUCUUUUGCCAUGUCUGAUCCUUCUCUUAAGACUAUGGAUCCGGAAUUUAAAACAAACGUGGAAAACCCCGAUUCAUUUAUGGUUUCUCUCCCCAAGGAUCUAGCGUUAACUUAUGAAGCAAUCAUGCAAUCUUUGCCCUUUUGA
Molecule: messenger RNA, 522 nt
Organism: Acaulospora colombiana
Lineage: Eukaryota; Fungi; Glomeromycota; Glomeromycetes; Diversisporales; Acaulosporaceae
Source: the annotation of a GenBank genome assembly